AAGCUAUUCUUCUCAGAAGACAAAUGCCAAGUCCGUUGAAUUUUGUGCAUAAAAAUAGUAUCUGUGUGAAAGAGAAAACUCGUUUACUUCUCUGAUAAUCUUUUUUUACCUCAGUUUCGUGUUUGAUGUGAGUUUUGCUCAGUUUCAUCUCUGGGUAUUUUGUUUUCUUCAAACGUUAUCAGAUUUUCUUUAUUUUCUUGAAAAAAGUCUUGAGCUUUCUGGUGGCUUCUCGGGAAAGAAAGGGGCUAAAAGCUGUGCCGACGGAAAGCUGCUUUUAUUUUGUUUUGGCAGGCAGAUCGGUGGGUUUGGAAAUUUUGCUGGUAAACCAUCUGGAGGGUUUUAGUUGCUGGGUUUUGUGUAAUCUGAAUUCUUGUGAAGCUCUGAUAAUGGUUGGUUCAUGGGUAGUAAUACAAGACUGAACGUUGGUGGAGAAGUUAAUAGGAGUAGCCCUGCUGGGAUGCCAAGCUUCAUUUCUCAGACACCACUUUCCAAUCCUAUGGGUACAGAAGGGAAUACUGCACAUACUUCUCAAGUGUCUGAUUUUGGGGUGCUCGAGCAAUACCUUGGAUUCCGCAUUGGAGAUGGUGCUAAUGUCAAUCAAAGUAACUUUUUUAAUUCUAUGCCUGCAAGUAACCCAUCACUUGUUGCCGGUGGAUCUGGAAUACUCAACAAGGCUAUUCCUUCUUCAAAUGCAAGUUUGUCUGCUGCUUCUCCUGGAUCCCUGGCGUUGCAGUUGCAGAAAGGACCACAGACAAAUCAAGUUCCCCUUUCUGGUGCAAAUCACGAGAUUUGGGCAGAGAGAAACAUGGCAGAUUCUAGCUCCCGGACUGAUACUUCAUCUGAUAUGGAUGGAGAUGAUAGAAAUCAACAGUUUGAAAUGGGUCAAUCCAUUGCUGCUGUAGCUUCCGAUUCCAGUGAUAGAUCAAAAGAAAAAAAAUCGGAUCAAAAGACAUUAAGAAGGCUUGCACAGAACCGUGAAGCUGCAAGAAAAAGCCGAUUGAGAAAGAAAGCCUAUGUUCAACAGCUGGAGAAUAGUAGGCUGAAGCUAACACAGUUAGAGCAAGAGCUUCAGCGAGCACGACAACAGGGCGUAUAUAUUUCAAGCAUGGGAGAUCAUUCCCAUGGAACAGGCACUAAUGGAGCUUUGACUUUCAAUGUAGAAUAUGCACGAUGGUUGGAAGAGCAAAACAAGCGUGUUAAUGAAUUAAGGGCAGCGGUCAAUGCGCAUGCAAGUGAUACUGAGCUGCGGACUAUUGUGGACAAUGUCACAGCACAUUUCGACGAAGUUUUCAAGCUGAAAGGAAAUGCAGCCAAAUCCGAUGUAUUCCAUGUAUUGUCAGGAAUGUGGAAAUCCCCUUCAGAGCGGUGUUUUAUGUGGAUUGGUGGCUUUCGUCCAUCUGAACUUCUUAAGCUUCUCGCGAAUCAAUUGGAGCCUCUAACAGAGCAGCAGAUGGCAGGCUUAUACAAAUUGCAGCAGUCAUCACAUCAGGCAGAAGAUGCUAUUUCACAAGGAAUGGAGGCGUUGCAGCAAUCACUAGCCGAAACGUUAGCUAAUGGCUCUACUGUUCCCGAUGGGUCGUCUGGAAAUGUAGCUAAUUACAUGGGUCAAAUGGCAAUGGCCAUGGGAAAACUAGGUACUCUUGAAGGUUUCCUCCGCCAGGCGGACAACUUGCGGCAACAGACAUUGCAGCAAAUGCACCGUGUAUUAACUACCAGACAGUCGGCCCGCGCUCUUCUUGUCAUAAACGAAUACUUCUCCCGUCUUCGUGCUCUCAGUUCUCUUUGGCUUGCAAGGCCACAAGAAUAAUUGGCUCCAGAACUUCAUGUGGGGAUGCAAACUAAUCAACAAAAUGCAGGAAAAUUGCUUUGAGAUCAGAAAAGUUUGAUACUUUCUGGGGCAGUUUCAGUGAGUCGCAAAUGUUGGAACCGUAAAAGGAGAAUGCAACUGUGCAAGGGUAUAUCUUUUGUGAUAUGUGUUCAGACAGGUAGAAAUUUAAGAUUUGUACCAUAGGUAAUAUUGUAAGAAUAGUGGUCGAUAAUCCGAAGAUGUUGUUGUGUAAUGUUAGUACUGGUGGGAGCAGUAGUUGGGAUAGCUGCAAUCUGCAGAUAAAUGUAGAGACAACAGACUUAACAGAGUUUUUCUGAUUUUAAUAUGAAAGGAAGUUUAAGUCUUUCUUUGGGUUCAAAA
This is a messenger RNA of Ipomoea nil (Japanese morning glory), 2188 nucleotides long. Its product is annotated as TGACG-sequence-specific DNA-binding protein TGA-2.1-like. NCBI's taxonomy places the organism in Eukaryota, Viridiplantae, Streptophyta, Magnoliopsida, Solanales, Convolvulaceae. Gene Ontology annotation, molecular function: DNA-binding transcription factor activity; sequence-specific DNA binding. The coding region runs from base 398 to 1807 and encodes 469 amino acids. The record is from RefSeq and is a predicted model, not a curated record. The transcript has 12 exons. Gene Ontology annotation, biological process: DNA-templated transcription; regulation of DNA-templated transcription.